AUGGCGGCAGCUGACGCUAUUCAAAGCAUCGCCGUCGCGGAGCAAAGAGUCCUCACUGAGGAGUAUGGGGGCAAGUUAUCGAAUAAGUUCAUCGACGAGCUCAAGGCCGCCACACUAUUCCAGUUCGACUGGGGUGAACUGCUAAGCGCUGCCCCGACUGCCUUGUACUUUAUGGGCUCCUGCUGGUUGGCAGCUGCGAACCCGACGGCUGAGAUGAUCUCUUUGGCUGAUGUAGUACCGGAAGGGGGUUUCAAGUAUAUGACAAACCUAAGGAAUCCGACACUUAGGGCGUGUCUUGUCGAUGUGUGCAACAAUGGCGGAAGGCAGGCUUUCACCAUUGCCGGCCAAAAUAUGGAUGCUUUGCACAUGACGAGUCGGCGCAUCUGUGAUGAGAGAAUUGAUAUCGUAUUCAAGCGUUUGGGUCCGUGCACCGCCAGCAAAGAUGCCCUUGAAGAUUUCAACGACGCGUUGCAAGAUUUGUCCAGGGACGCACACAGGUGUGCGGAGUUGGCAGCUGAGACGCGUGAGGCCUUUGGCAAAUGGAGCAACAUGGUCGGCGAGUUGAACAUGUGCAUGGAAAACCAGAUGGGUAACACGAGCAUCCAUGCCUCUGACGUCACAAAAGAACAACAUGUGGCUGAGAUCGAGGAGAAGUUCGCUGUUGAGGCAUCCGAAAACACCAAGAAGCAGGUUAUGAGGGCGGCCCGUGAACUGGAGAAAUCGGAGGGCCGUCUCGACAGAGCCCUAAGCGGAGUGCCCGGCCCAUGGGCGACGGUCCUCCAGGGAGCCGUCGUAUGCUACACCCAGACCAUACCAACCCUCGUGGCCGGCAUGCUUCCCGUCAUCUUUGGUAAAGAAUACAAAACCGCCGACGGAACAGCGCAGGUCGGCCUUCCUCGGGGAAAGUGGCCGCCACCACAGGACGACCCGUCCUUCGCCAGAGCCACUGAGAUCCGGGAUCUGGUCAAUCACUUCUACAGCUUUAUCGGCAAUGAGAAGGGUCCUAUCGACUGGGAAAAGUUCAAGGGGUCCCCAGGAGUGGGCGCCAACGAAUUCCAGGGGCUGACAUACUUCUUGGGCACCUUGCGAGGGCUACAGCAGACCACAGAUGUGACCGGUACGAAGGCAAACAAGAAGCUGAUGACGGCGUAUAACACUCUCAUAAGAGUUGGAACUGAGAUUCAACAUCACCUGAGCCAGCAGAACAAGAUAAAUGCAGUGACCAACCCCAGCGAAGACGUUGUCCGGGGCUGGAAGAAAGAGGUCAAGAAGGCGCGGUCCACCGUGCUCAAUCUUGCAACCCAGGCCAACGCCAGAUCCUCCGGCAGCGUCCCGAGGCCGUUUGGCAACGUAAAGUUCCAAUGCAAGCCUGAUUUGUCGGCGCAAAAAGCGCAGCUUAGCACGGCCUUACAGACAGUGCAGAUAGCGCAAGAAGCAGUCGAAAGCGCGCAGUCAACGUAUGAUGCCGCCCUUGCUAAGCAGGAGCAGACUGCAAUAUCCAUUGCUAGGAUCCAGGCCAAGCUUAAGCAGCUCCAUGAGACGGGUCAGAAUCUUGAAAAGAUCAAAGACGUAUUACGCGACUGUAUAUCAGUCCUAGUCGAUCUAGCUGUUCAGAUCCGUAAGCUAGAGCAGUUCUUUCUUAUGCUAGCGAACGUCAUCGAUCACAUUGUGCUGCCACGGGCUGAGACCUUCACACGCGAAAUGACCAAAGUCGGCCGCCGUGCGCAGAGAGACGGCGCUAUUAACGCGGACGACAUCACCAAGCAGACGAUCUAUACCUCAACUCUACAGAUUAAGGGCUACUUUAGCGUCCUGCAGGACGUCUCAGAAAUGUAUACACUCGUGCACCGGAAAUAUAUCAAUGAGGGUGUUGACUUGUGCUAUCAACUGUCCAAAGGCACAGCGAGCAACGACCCUAUGUUUACACUACAGGAGCGGCUAGCUAGUUAUUCGGACAAAUCAGCCCGGGAGAUCUCCACGCUGGCCUCUAACAAGCAGGCAGAGGUCCUUCGCUCUCUAAAGGACCGCGCCCGGAAGGCCCUAGAGCACACGCAGCUGAUUGAGAACGAGGUCACCAAGAGGGGUAUUGCGGUUGAAGAGUCGGACAAGUUGGCUAUAAAAGAGGGCGGGGAGGAGCACAAUACUGAGGCCAAGAGUAUAGUGGACAACGACGUGGGCCUGACGGCUUCGGAACAGAUAGAUAGUUCAAACUUUUAA
Messenger RNA from Trichoderma harzianum CBS 226.95, 2217 nucleotides. RefSeq lists its product as hypothetical. The record is from RefSeq and is a predicted model, not a curated record. Lineage: Eukaryota; Fungi; Ascomycota; Sordariomycetes; Hypocreales; Hypocreaceae. The transcript is spliced from 2 exons. Bases 1 to 2217 code for a protein of 738 amino acids.